Molecule: messenger RNA, 1411 nt
Organism: Carlito syrichta (Philippine tarsier)
Lineage: Eukaryota; Metazoa; Chordata; Mammalia; Primates; Tarsiidae
Gene: PDZD7
Product: PDZ domain containing 7
Exons: 11
Biological process (GO): sensory perception of sound; auditory receptor cell stereocilium organization
Cellular component (GO): cilium; stereocilium tip; plasma membrane
Molecular function (GO): protein binding
Source: RefSeq, a predicted model, not a curated record
CCAGCAGCGAUGAAAGUGACAUCAUCCAUGCAGUCCGGGUGGCGAAGAGCCCGGCAGGGCGGCUGGGCUUCAGCGUGCGGGGUGGCGCGGAGCACGGCCUGGGCAUCUUUGUCAGCAAAGUGGAGGAGGGGAGCAGCGCGGAGCGGGCUGGCCUGUGCGUGGGCGACAAGAUCACCGAGGUGAACGGGCUGAGUCUGGAGAGCACCACCAUGAGCAGCGCAGUGCGGGUCUUGACGGGCAGCAGCCGCCUGCACUUGAUGGUCAGGCGCAUGGGCCGCGUGCCGGGCAUCAAGUUUUCCAAGGAGAAGACCACGUGGCCCGGCUGCCCACCGCCUGUCUGCUCCAGAGUGGACCGCGGCGGGCUGGCUGAGGAGCACGGCGUCAAGGUGGGGGACCAGGUGCUGGCGGCCAACGGGGUCAGGUUCGACGACAUCAGCCACAGCCAGGCCGUGGAGGUGCUGAAGGGCCAGACGCACAUCAUGCUGACCAUCAAGGAGACCGGCCGGUACCCUGCCUACAAGGAGAUGGUGUCUGAGUACUGCUGGCUGGACCGCUCAGGGAGCGUGGGGCCCGUGCAGAAGUUUGUCACCUGGAGACUGAGGCGCGACCGGGAGAGGGGCCGGGCCCUGCUCUCGGCCAGGUCCGGGAGCCCCUCCGGCCAGCUGCCCAGCAUGGAAGAACGAGUGCAGGCCUGGGAGGGCCGCCGCGCCCGCAUUCAGGAUCUGGCCCCGCGGCUGCUGACUGACGACGAGGUGCUGGCUGUCACCCGCCACUGCUCCCGGUACGUGCACGAGGGAGGCGUGGAGGACCUGGUGAGGCCCCUGCUGGCCAUCCUGGACAGGCCAGAGAAGCUGCUGCUGUUGCGAGAUGUCAGGAGCGUGGUGGCCCCCACGGACCUGGGCCGCUUUGACAGCAUGGUGAUGCCCGUGGAGCUGGAGGCCUUCGAGGCCCUCAAGAGCAGGACAGUGCGGCCUCCUGUUCUGCGCCCAGCCCGGCAGGACACGCCACCCAAGCGUCACCUGGUCACCCCUGCCGGCUUUGAACUGGUGGCAGUGGACGGCGAGAGCCUGGAGCAGGUGACCCACCAGCGGGCCGUGGACACCAUCCGCCAGGCUUACCGCAACAAGACCCGGGAGCCUAUGGAGCUCGUGGUCAGGGUGCCCUCGGAGCCCUCGGCCCCUGCUGACGGGCGCCGUCCUGCGAACCGUCCCCCGGGCCACCAGCCGCGUGGUGCCAGUCCUGUCCCCACACUCAGGCUGCCAGAACCGCCCACGCGCCCCGAGGCCCCGCCCUGUGCCAGGCUCCCCCAGCCGACUCCCAGUCCCACCCCCUCUCCAAGCCUCCACGGAGCCCACAACCCUCUCACUAACCCGAUUCCUCCCUCGGACUCAGGAGCCCCGGCCGGCCUGCC